GUGAUUAUACGACAUGAAUAGCAAAUUUGAAGAUAAACCAUGAAAUUCCCUCCUCUUUUUUUUUUGGUUUUUUUUUUUUUUACACCAUCACACGCAACUAGACCAUGCUACUCAAGGUGUAGAUGAAAAUGAUUUCAUCUGGAGGCAAUAUACUAUCCUGCUUAAUUAACCAACGAUACACUCUCAAGGGUGCCCAACGUCGUAUUAACGCUAUCGGCAACACAUUAGGCCUUUCUAAUCACACUAUGAAGUUAAUAGAACGACGCUUUGUGGAGGAUAAAUAUGUAAUUUUGGCCGGUCUGGGUGUUACGCUGUUGGUCAUGUAUUUUGAGUAUAAUAGCAAUUCGCUGCUAUGAACGCUUCACGGUUUGGAAAAUCCACUAAUUAACCACAUCAAAUCUCAUAAAGAAUCGAGUACACAACA
Rhagoletis zephyria (snowberry fruit fly) is the source of this 424-nucleotide messenger RNA. RefSeq names its product probable Golgi SNAP receptor complex member 2. The record is from RefSeq and is a predicted model, not a curated record. NCBI's taxonomy places the organism in Eukaryota, Metazoa, Arthropoda, Insecta, Diptera, Tephritidae.